Messenger RNA from Mirounga angustirostris (Northern elephant seal), 2772 nucleotides. It is a transcript of the gene MVK, whose product is annotated as mevalonate kinase. Gene Ontology annotation, molecular function: ATP binding; mevalonate kinase activity. Gene Ontology annotation, biological process: isoprenoid biosynthetic process; cholesterol biosynthetic process; isopentenyl diphosphate biosynthetic process, mevalonate pathway. The record is from RefSeq and is a predicted model, not a curated record. Gene Ontology annotation, cellular component: cytosol; cytoplasm. NCBI's taxonomy places the organism in Eukaryota, Metazoa, Chordata, Mammalia, Carnivora, Phocidae.
CCGGGAGAGGGGCGCUCGGGGACUAGGUCCGGAGCCGCUCCCGCUUCUGCUCCCGGGGCGGGCGGAGGCAGGAUUGUCAGGAGCCAUGCUGUCAGAAGUCCUGCUGGUGUCUGCUCCAGGGAAAGUCAUCCUUCACGGAGAGCACGCCGUGGUCCACGGCAAGGUGGCACUGGCUGUGGCCUUGAACUUGAGAACAUUCCUCCGGCUUCAGCCCCACAGCAGUGGGAAAGUGUGCCUCAGCUUACCAAACAUUGGCGUCAAGCAGGCCUGGGAUGUGGCCAGGCUUCAGCUGCAGGACACGAGCUUUCUGGAGCAAGGUGACGCCACGGCGCCCACUGCAGAGCAAGUGGAGAGGCUGAAGGAGGUGGCGGGCUUCCCCGAGGACGGCGCCAGCCCCGAGCGCCUGGCCGUGCUGGCCUUCCUCCACUUGUACCUGUCCAUCGGCCGGAAGCAGAGGGCCCUGCCCAGCCUGGACGUCAUGGUGUGGUCACAGCUGCCCACCGGGGCCGGCCUGGGUUCCAGCGCCGCCUACUGUGUGUGUAUGGCCGCCGCUCUCCUGACUGUAUGUGAGGAGAUCCCAAACCCACAGAAGGACGGGGAGUCCACCGGCAGGUGGACCGUGGAGGAUUUGGAAUUAAUUAACAAGUGGGCCUUCCAGGGGGAGAGAGUGAUUCAUGGGAACCCCUCCGGAGUGGACAACGCCGUCAGCACCUGGGGAGGAGCACUCCGAUUCCAACAAGGAAAGAUCUCCUCUCUAAAGAGGCCACCGGCUCUGAAGAUCCUGCUGACCAACACCAAAGUCCCUCGCAGCACCAAGGCUCUGGUGGCCAGUGUCAGGAGCAGGCUGCUUAAGUUCCCGGAGAUCGUGACGCCCCUGCUGGCCUCCAUCAACGCGAUUUCGCUGGAGUGCGAGCGGCUGCUGGGGGAGAUGGCAGCGGCCCCGGCCCUGGAGCACUACCUCGUGCUGGAAGAGCUCAUCGACAUGAACCAGCACCAUCUGAAUGCCCUUGGCGUGGGCCAUGCCUCGCUGGACCAGCUCUGCCAGGUGACCAUGGCCCAUGGACUGCACAGCAAGCUCACUGGCGCGGGCGGCGGUGGCUGUGGCAUCACGCUCCUCAGGCCAGAUCUGGAGCAGCCAGAGGUAGAGGCCACGAAGCAGGCUCUGACUGACUGCGGGUUUGACUGCUGGGAAACCAGCAUCGGGGCCCCCGGCAUCUCCAUCACUCGGCUGCCUCCCUGGACGUCCCUGUGCGCCAAGCCCUGGUUGGUCUCUGAGAUGAGCCCGCACCGCUGCAGCCCCACCAAGAAGCGCCUUCCUGGGGUAUUCUGGGUGCCGGAGUUGGCUUCGGGGCUGGCCAGUGGGCCCCAGCCUCUGUGCGCUGGCCUUCCCAGCAGCUGUACCCCUGCAGUCCCAGCGGUGCGAUCUGGAACGUGCAGUGGGCUGGGGAUCCUGGAAGACCCGGUCUGUGUCCUGCCUUCUCUUGAGCUGCCUGGGCAGUGGGGUCGUGUGGGGUCCUCUGAGAUGCUAGGGCAUCUUUGGGCCACUGCCGCCUUCUCAAACCCUCUGCCCACUUGGCUGGACGCUCAGAUGCAGUGUGCCUUCUCCCUCCCUCUGCCACCUGUCUCUCAGGGCCCGGCCCCUCCCACCUCCUCCAGGAAGCUUUCCCCGACCCCUGGCAGGGUGACCCUGGUGCCACCUCCCUCCCUGUACGCCCCGUCUGUUUGAACCGUUCAGCACUGCGUGCUCUGCUCUUCUCUCCAGCUAGACUGCGGGCCCCCCAGCGGUUGUAUGGGCAGUGGUCUUUGCCUUCUGCCCUCCCGUCCCAGGGUUGGCCGAAGGCAUGGUCGAUGUACCCAGUUUCUUCCAGUCUGUACCCACAGGAUUUGCAGAAAAGAUGGCAGAGGGGAAAUAAGAAGCUCUUGAGUAAACCAGGGCUUCCCUUGGAGUCCAGAAAGAAGGAUGACAGUCUGGUACAGUCUCCAGCCCGCCCAUGCCUGCCUCCUCUGUACCUUCUCCAGCCACUUUCCCCCGUGGAGCUCUUAAGGAGUUGAAGGAAAGAAGGGCUUUGGGCCACUCAGUUUUGUGUCUCAGGGACACUACUGGUAGGGUUUUCCCAGAUGGCCCUCAGUCCUCCAGCACAAUUCCUACCUGCUUUUCCAGAAAGGGGAGUUUUAAGCUUCCUGGCCCCCGGAGUCGUGAGCACUCAUGAAUUCACAGACUUUUGUGAGCCUUAGAAACAAAAACCUGUAGGUUCUGGAAUCUUCCUUUUUUUUCUGCAAUUCGCUGGGUGGGAAAAAAAGAUUCAAGUGCUUGUAGCCCAGUGCCUGGCACCUACCUGGCCCUGCUUGAACUUUAUAUUACCAGUCAAAGCUCCAUCUGAAACGGCAGAAUCCAUCAAAAAGCCCCCGUAGCUAGCGCAUGGCCGCGGGGAGCUACCACAGCCCGGGACCUGCAGGGGGCACACAGGAAGGUGGGGGCUGGGCAGGGAGUUCAGGAUGCGGUUAAAAUGGCCCUGCGCUUCUGCCCUUGGCCACUAGGGGGCAGCGGGUGCCUUUCCCAGGGUCUUCAAAGGGAGGGUGAGUGGGAGCUGGCCUGAAGAGCAGCAUCUGAGCUCCGCACCCCCCACCCCCACCCGUCAUGCCAGGCCUCCCGGGCUGUGCCUGGGCUCACUGCCAGAGACAUGAGGGCAAUACGGAGGAUGCCUGUCCUAGCAUCACUGAUGGCGGUUGCCUGCUUCUCCUCAAAACACAAAUAACGCAUAAAACAAAUAA